AAAGUAAAGCAGAUUCUUAAGUUUGGAAUUAAGGCUAGACGGAUGAUGAUGUACUAAAUCAAAGCAAAUAAUCAACUAGUGGUAAAUAUAAAAACUAACAUCUGAUCAAGAAAAGCACGGUUUACUGUGAAAAUAAGUUAGCUGAAGGAUGGGGGAGUUUAAGGUUCACAGGGUGCGUUUCUUCGACUUCAUGCCCUCAGGGAUUCGCUGCAUGGCCUUCAACAGCAAGGCUGACCGGCUGGCCCUUGCACGACUUGAUGGAUCAGUAGAGAUUUUCAACUUCUCCAACAACUACUUCCAGGAAAAGGUGAUCCCUGGAAAUGACUCCAGAUCUAUUGAAGCGAUUUGCUGGGUUGGCUGUGAUCGCCUCUUCACGGCUGGUUUGAAUGGAGAGGUUGUGGAGUAUGAUCUGGAGCGACUCUGCCCAAAAUACACCCUGGAUGCUUUCGGAGGACCCAUCUGGACAGCAGCCUGCAACUCUGAAGAGACUCAUUUUGCGUUUGGGUGUGAAGAUGGGUCUGUGAAGCUGUUUGAAAUUUUACCUGAUAAAAUCCAGUUUGAGAGAAACCUGGAUCGACAGAAAGGACGAAUCCUUUCCCUCUCGUGGCACAAGUCUGGUACACUAAUCGCUGCAGGUUCACUAGAUGUGAUUAGAGUGUUUGAUGUCAAAUCAGGUCACUCUGUUCAGAGGAUACUGGUGGAUAGGGGGCCAGCAGGGACCCGCAAUAAGGACUGUGUGGUGUGGAAUGUUGCCUUUCUGUCGGAUUACACCAUAGUGAGCGGAGAUUCUGCUGGGAAGGUCCAGCUCUGGGAUGCAAACAAAGGAACAUUAAUAAAAACCCACCUGGUUUCGAAAUGGGAUGUUUUAUCACUAUCCGUAUCGGAGAAUGAGGACAGCAUUGUAGCUGGAACAUCAGAAGGUACGGUGGUCCAGUUCCAGCUGCUCUCUCCAAAGAUCGGAGACACGGAGACCCAGUGGGUCAGGACCAGGACCUUCAAACACCACACCCAUGAUGUGAGGGCCGUAACAGAGACAAGGACAGCUGUGGUGUCUGGAGGUCUGGAUACACAGCUUGUGAUUUGUCCCCUGAUGGAUAAAGUGGAAGUCAAGUCUAGUGAAUCUGUACUUCGGAAAGUGAUCUUCCCACAUCGGAGUCUUGUUUCCUGUGCAAAGAAGCCCAGCCUCCUUCUCUUUCAGUUCCCUGACCAGCUGGAGCUAUGGAGACUGGGGGGCACAGACACCAUUGGAAAACCAGGAGAAAGCUUACCAGUUACAAGAAAACCGGAGAAACUUCUUCAGCUUAAGAGAAAGGGUGACGAUCACAUUUGCUGUAGCACUAUAUCAGAAUGUGGGCACUGGAUUGCCUAUUCCACAGUGUCCAGCAUCCGAUUGUAUCAACUCCAUUGUGACAAUAACAACAUCAGUAUUACCAAGGUCUCGAAGCUCCCAAAAGUGUUGAGGUCCGCUCACCAGCUUCAGUUCUCGGCCGAUUCUUCGAAGCUCUUUGUUGCUUCUGAACAGGCGACCAUCCACGUAAUCAGCGUCUCCCGGUCGGAGUGCAAACAUGUGCACACAUUCAAACCAAAGUCAGGAUCCUCAGCUCCUGUUCAUUUGCUGGCCGCAAGUGCAGAUGGGCAGUGGCUGACCUCAGCAAAUCGGCACUGUGAGAUCAAUGUGUAUAACUUGAAAAAGUUGAAGCAUCACUGCAUGGUGCCAGUGUAUAACUCUCUCCCCAGUGCAAUGGCAAUACACCCAGAGACCAACAAUCUGCUUGUCACCCAUGCAGAUCAACAGAUGUUUGAGUUUGGUAUAGUGGACAAGCAGUAUACAGACUGGAGCAGGAAGCUGCAGAAGGAGGGAUUGCACAGGUGCCGGCUUAAGUGGGGAACGCCCGUUACUCACAUCACCUUUAACCCCCAGGCACCAUCGCAGGUUAUUCUCCAUGACAUGCACAUGUUCUGCAUCAUUGACCAAAGCCUGCCUCUGGAUGGCUUAAAGGCACAGUUCUAUAGCCAGCUGACCCCAAAAGAUACAUCAGAAACGGACAAGCCGCGCAAGAAUAAUGCCUUAAAAAUCUGCAAUAAAUAUCAACCCCUCCUCCAUGUAAACCUGCUUGAAGAUGACUGGCUGGUAGUGGUAGAGCGCCCCCUAAUAGACAUCCACUCCCAGCUGCCAGCCCCAGUAAGACAGAAGAAAUUCGGAACAUAAAGUGGACUCCCUGUUACCUGCUCAGUACCCCAAGGAUAAAAAAAAUGCAUAUUUUCCUCCUCUUAUUUUUGGGGCAUUCAGUUUAAACUUAUUUCCUCUAAAAAGCAUUGGUACCAUGUUUAUUACUGUCCUCCUUUUGACAAUUGUAGUUACAAGGUGGUUUUCCUGUAUUUUAAAAUCACACCGCCUUAUGAGCAGUAUCACUGGUCCCUUUUGUGUUGGAAGAACUUUUGGUUCAUCACUAUUUGUUUUCUAUUUUUUUUUUUAAUGUUAACAUAAAGAUAUCUAGAAAUACAAAAAAACUUGUUUACGGUUUAAAAUGAAAACAACACACAUUUGUGAUCUGUACAUUUAUUUAAAAUACCUUUGCAUCAUACAUACAGCACCCGUGGCACACUUUAAAAUACACAGAUUUAAAUCUACUUUGUAAUAGUUUAACAGCAACACUGGACACAUGUAUAUAGUGUGUCUAUCAAGGUCAAACCGUCAUUUGUUGGUUUUAAUAUAUAUUUCUAUCUUCACAGAUGGAAACAGUUAAUUUUGUAACUGCAGAACAAUGCUGCUAUACCACUCUGUAUAUUAUAGCGUUUUGCCUUCGAGUGCUUUAAGAGCCAUAAAGGUGGAUGAUGUAGUUCAGAAACAGAUAUGGUAAUCCUAUCUGUGAUAUUUGAAUGAUUCAGCACCGAAUGAGGAUUUGACCUUAACCGAUUAUCUAUGUAAAAACUAAAAUACAAAAACCUCUGAUACGAUCACAAUAUACAAGCACCAGAGGCCUUCAAAGCCCCAAUACAGCACCCAAAGCACAGUCGUGCUCUUAAGUUGCAACACAAUCUGUGAUCACUGGCAUUGGCCCUUCUCUGCUGUGGUGGUGAAUUUUAAUUAAGAUUUAUAAUAUGCCAGCUGCCUAAAACAAUUUCCCUCAAAUAUUUGUACUAAUUUUAAAAUCUGGAAAUAAAAAUUCCCAAGUAUCUAGCA
This is a messenger RNA of Acipenser ruthenus (sterlet), 3184 nucleotides long. Its product is annotated as U3 small nucleolar RNA-associated protein 4 homolog. The transcript is spliced from 17 exons. Gene Ontology annotation, biological process: maturation of SSU-rRNA from tricistronic rRNA transcript (SSU-rRNA, 5.8S rRNA, LSU-rRNA). Bases 149 to 2209 code for a protein of 686 amino acids. Gene Ontology annotation, molecular function: protein binding; RNA binding. NCBI's taxonomy places the organism in Eukaryota, Metazoa, Chordata, Actinopteri, Acipenseriformes, Acipenseridae. Gene Ontology annotation, cellular component: small-subunit processome; t-UTP complex; 90S preribosome. The record is from RefSeq and is a predicted model, not a curated record.